GUUUUUUCCCUCGUCAUCUUUUAUGCAAAACCAAAAGAAAUUACAAGCAUAUAAUUGGAUCGCAUCCAAAAUGUUAUUGGUGUUGCUAAAACCCCGCCGGCAGCCAUAUGUGCAUUUAAACACAAAAUAAAUUGAUUUCGCACUGUUUUCAUAAAAAGGGUUGUUAGGAAUAAGCAUAUUUGCAAAAUCCUGGUUUUAUAUCAUUACAAAAAUAUUUAAAGAAAGGAGAUCGAUUUAAUCAACUUUUUUAAUAUAAUUCUCAUGCAGUUGGCUGCCCCUUGAUCGAAGUCAGACAAACAUGGCUUCGGAGCCUGGUGUAUUGUUUUGGAUCCUUGUGUUGCAUGUUCAGAUAUUUGUAGUCAUCGGAAAUCCAAGAGUCCCAUGUUUAUUCAUAUUUGGUGACUCGUUGGUUGAUAAUGGCAACAACAAUGAUCUUGAGACGCAAGCGAAAGCAAAUUACAAGCCUUAUGGGAUUGAUUUUCCUGAAGGUGUUAGCGGUAGAUUCACCAAUGGUCGAACCAUUGCAGAUAUGAUAGGUCAUCUUCUAGGUUUUAAAAAUUUUGUACCACCUCAUGCCACCGUAAAAGAUGAAGAGAUCAGCACAGGGGUAAACUAUGGCAGUGGUAGUGCUGGUAUUCGUGAUGAAUCUGGAAUGCAUCUGGGUGAUCGUCUCAGUUUGGGUACGCAGAUACGUAAUCACAAAGCAAUAAUUUCACGCAUUACGAAUUUACAGAACAACAAGACACUUACCGAUGAACACUUGAAACGAUGCAUUUACUUAUCAAAUAUUGGAAGCAAUGAUUACAUCAACAACUUCUUGAUACCUGAGCUAUAUCCUCAAAGCCACAAAUAUAGCAGCGAUGAAUAUGCAGCAAUCCUUGUACGACAAUACUCUCAACACCUAACUACUCUGUACAAUAUGGGAGCGAGGAAAGUUGCAGUAUUCGGUUUGGGUCAGAUAGGGUGUGCAUUAGAAGUAAUAGCAAGACUCAAACCUGCUGUUGAUAAGCUCAACAAUGAUUUUCCUGAUUCAAGAUUCACUUUCAUCAACGUUACAAGCAUUUUAGCACCACAAGGAGGUGUACAGUUUCCAAAUAUUCCUUGUUGUAAAGUAAGGCCAGAUGGACAAUGUAUUCCAGACACAGACCCUUGCCCAAAUAGGGGGCUAUCUGUUUACUAUGAUGGUUUUCAUCCCACGGAAGUUGCGAACACAGUACUUGCAACAAGAUCAUACACUGCGCUGUCUGCUUUGGAUGCGUCUCCUUAUGAUAUUGCUCAUUUGUCUCAAGUGGCUGAUUAAAGGGGAUUGAAGGAUACC
Lactuca virosa is the source of this 1318-nucleotide messenger RNA. The record is from the annotation of a GenBank genome assembly. NCBI's taxonomy places the organism in Eukaryota, Viridiplantae, Streptophyta, Magnoliopsida, Asterales, Asteraceae.